AUGCCUCAGGCAGUCUGGGAUGAUGAGCGGCACAAGAAGCUCUUGCUUGCCAUUAUGGCCAACCAACCCAAGCUCGACUACGAGGCUGUCUCUAAGAGCAUGGAUGAUGGCACAAAAGCUGCAUCAAUUCGUGAGCAUAUCCGCCAGUUGAAGAUGCGCGUGUCUUCCACCAACAGUACCCCCAACGCCUCGCCCGCCAAGAAGGAAAAGGGCCCCAAAGCAAAGCGGGCCAAUUCAAAGGCCACCCAAGCUGAACGUCCCUCUAAGACCCGACGCCUUACCAUAACUGAUCCUCUUGAGUUUGACCGGGGAUAUGCGACUGAUCAAAUGGAGACUAACAACUCUGAGGCUGAAUCUCCAAGAAAGGACUUGAAAGUCAAGGACGAGCCUCUGGACGAUGCCACUCUCCCCAAGAGCAAGAUGCAGUAUCAGGAUGAGGCUGGUCUCGCGACUGAGGCCGAUGACAAGAUGUCAUGCGACCUCUGA
Molecule: messenger RNA, 486 nt
Organism: Penicillium nucicola
Lineage: Eukaryota; Fungi; Ascomycota; Eurotiomycetes; Eurotiales; Aspergillaceae
Exons: 3
Coding region: 1-486 (161 amino acids)
Source: RefSeq, a predicted model, not a curated record